Molecule: messenger RNA, 3000 nt
Organism: Daldinia caldariorum
Lineage: Eukaryota; Fungi; Ascomycota; Sordariomycetes; Xylariales; Hypoxylaceae
Exons: 4
Coding region: 464-2737 (757 amino acids)
Molecular function (GO): protein binding
Source: RefSeq, a predicted model, not a curated record
ACACAUGCCAUCGAGGUUACUGUAGGUACUAGACGUAUCUAGGUGAUGUAUCUAGGUGAUCAAUAUCCCGAAACGCAAGUAGGUAGGUAGGUACCAACCUGGCAUAAGUCUUUGGAUGGAUGCAUAAUCCAAUAGGCGUAGACAAUAAUGCCUAGAGCAAACGGUGCUGUAGGCAACCUGUUGCCCGGUUUUUGUUUGAUUGGAGCCACGAAAAAGGUAUGAAAAGACCUAUAUGGUUGAAGACUUGAAUUUGUUAGGGUUACUUCUGAAAGUACCUCCUGCAGCCUAGGAGUGACGACGUACUUGUACCUCUUCAAAGCUUUACUUUGGCAUACUACGCACAUGCGCAGGUAUUUAUGCUACCAACUCCCCAAUCAUUUCCAAGAUUCUCUGAAGCACCACUCGCCCUACCAGAGUCUACCUAACCUAGGCAAACAGCGAGACCAGCAGGGCCAGGUUCACGAUGGAUACUAUUGACGUUUCCGAACAAGAAAAAUACAUCACCUUAUUCCAACAGUUCAAAGAGAAUGCGGAGAAAGCACGUCGUCGCAAAGGCGAAAAGCCUCGAGACCACCCCCUGCCCAUGUUCCUUACCAUGAAUUUCCUAUUUAAACUUCAUUAUACUGCUAAUGUAAUAAGCCAAGGAAGCCACAUGCUUUACACGUCGCAAGUCCCGCCGUUCUACCCCCCCUGUGCUCGUCCCGUCCAGGAGCUCAAGCGUCUGAUGAUAUCAGACAUGGGACUCGAGACGCACCACAGAGGGAGCUAUGUCAUGAUUCAUGUGAUGACCCCUCCAAAUCGGAUGACUGCCGUCACGGCUAUCGUCGAAGACCAGGAGGGGACCGCUGUUCUGCUUCAGCUCUACAACCAGCCUGAAGAAUCCAUGGUUGCCAAGGAGCAUAUCAUUCGGGAAAAUGAUGUCUGCAUAAUCAAGGAGCCUUUCUUCAAGGUUACCAGCGAUGGCUCGUACAGCUUGCGGGUGGAUCAUGUCAGCGACAUCACCUGGCUCCAAGACAUCGACAGCCGCAUCCCCAUAGAGUGGGCAGUCAGAAUCUUGUCUCUGAACAACAACUCUGAAAGUAUUCGAAAGGAGGGAAACGAAGCGGUGAAGAAGAAGGACUGGGCCAAGGCAGAGCGCCUGUAUACAAAUGCGAUACGUGCCGCCAAGACGGCUAAGGAGGGAGAGCUUGCUCACCUCAAUCGCUCUCUCGCCAACUUCUACCUCGACCGGCCGGAGAAAGCACUCAUCGAUGCACAGAAGGGAAACACAGGCGACGACUCCCUCGUUGAGAAAGCACUAUUCCGCGAGGCCAAAGCUCUCUACGCGCUUAGGAAAUUCAGCCUCUGCCGAGAGAAGCUCGUGCUCUGCGUGCGUUAUAACCCUAAGAACUCAGACGCGUGGAGCGAGAUUAAGCGCGUCCAGCAGCGUCUCAACGAGGAGACAACGGGAUCGUAUAGGUUUGGCGACAUGUACGAACAAGCUAACAAAACACCGCCUCUGAUCGAUUGCGCUACCUACGUCGGCUCGGUGGAAGUCCGCGAUUCACCCGGCCGAGGCAAGGGUCUGUUUACCACGAAGCCCGUCAAGGCAGGGGAGCUUUUACUGUGCGAGAAAGCUUUCGCGUACAGCUAUGCUGGCGAUGAUAGCAAUACCGGCAGAUCGAACACGACUGUGCUCAUGAACUGGAAUACAAACAAUAUUUGGCUGGGUGGGCAAGCAAAUCUCAUCAACCAGACCGUCCAGAAACUGUAUCAUAACCCUGAUGAGGGGAAGGCGUUCACGGAAUUGGAUCACAGGGAUUAUACCCCUGUUGCCGUGUCAGAGGUCGAUGGAGCGCCUGUGGUUGAUACAUUCUUCGUCGUGAGGAUCAUCCAGUUAAACAGUUUCGGAGCCCCACGCACCAGUUACAAGUUCUCCAUGUCGACCCUGCCCGCGCUAGACAACGGCAGCAAAAUACCAAAGGACAAAUCGACCGACCACACCACAUGCGGCAUCUGGCCCAUCGCAUCGCGCAUCAACCACUCCUGCGUUCCGAAUUGCUGCCGCGCUUUCAUCGGCGACAUGCAAAUCGUGCGGGCCUGCACGGACCUAGAAGCGGGCGCGGAGCUGGUUUUCGAGUACCGCGUGCCCGGGCUCCUCGAGACAUACGAAGAAACCCAGAAGAAGCUCAGCCACUGGGGCUUUGUCUGCAAGUGCGCGCGGUGCCUCAACACGAAGUCUACACCUCGGAAGGCUGCGAAAGAGCGCAGCGCUCUAGCAGCCAAACUCGCGCUGGUGAUGCGGCAGAGUCCCUCCCGGGCGCGGAUAAUCCAGGCAACGGCUCUGCUGAAGGAGUUGGAAAAGACCUACGUAAAUAACCCAGCUACGCCGCCGGUACUGCGCAUGGAGUUACCAGACGGGUACUUUGCGCUCGGCGCAUACAUGGUCCAGAGGAAUAAGCCUAUGGAGGGGUUGGAGAUGCUUCUCAAGGGGCUCGAGGCGUUCGGAUAUGUCGUCGAGGCAUGCCCGCCGAGGGAUAUGGCAGAAGGGAAGACGAAGACGAACGCGGUGCUGAAUAUAAAGCGCUGGGGAAAAGCCAACGAGUUUGUCGUAUGGGCAUUCUCGAAGAUACUACAUGCUUAUAAUAAGCUUGCGCCUGAUCUUUCUGAUGUCGCGAAGGGGUAUUUUCGGGUUUCUUACAGCAUCUCCUGUGGCGAGGACGAGACUAUUCAGACAAUUUUCCCAGGCUUUGAGUAGAUGUAAGGCUGUAAUGAAGGGAUGCAUGGGGGAGAAUAGGCAAAUAGCAAUCCGUCAUUGGUCACGGAUGUGAGUUGUGGGUUGUAAAUCUCUGACUCUAGGUACCUAAUGGACUAUCCUUAUUGAGAUCGUCAAUUACCUCCCCAGUUGCUCGGAAAUACGUCGUCUUCUGAUUAAGGCCGACGCUUUGGGAUAAAGCCUACCCAUGUGGUUCUGACACUCCCGUGGAUAUAUUGUUGAUUUGCACGAGGUUAUAUCUCGCC